ACUCAACAGCGACAACUACAACUGAAAAGCUGGUGUUCAACUGAUGAACUUGAGAUUCCUCUUCACGUGAGGAAGCCAGCUGUACUCUGUUAACCCUGUUCCAAUCGUGAGGUGACUUCAGGCUCCUACAAUGGCUCGAAACAGUGAAAAAGCUAUGACCACUUUGGCUCGGUGGCGAGCAGCUCAGGCGGGAACGAAGGAGAGGGAAAGAAGGCCAUUUCUUGCAACAGAUUGCGAAGACCUACAUAAAGCAGAAAAAUGGAGGAGACAAAUCAUUGGAGAAGUUUCCAGGAAAGUUGCUCAAAUUCAAAAUGCUGGAUUGGGUGAAUUUCGACUUCGAGAUUUAAAUGAUGAAAUUAACAAGCUUCUUAGAGAGAAAGGUCAUUGGGAAGAUCGAAUAAAAGAACUUGGUGGACCUGAUUAUAGGAAAAUAGGACCAAGGAUGUUGGACCAUGAAGGAAAAGAAGUGCCUGGAAAUAAAGGAUACAAAUAUUUUGGAGCUGCCAAGGAACUACCUGGGGUAAAAGAACUAUUUGAACAAGAGCCUUUGUCUGCACCACGAAAGACAAGAGCAGAGCUCAUGAAGGACAUAGACGCAGAUUACUAUGGUUACCGGGAUGAAGAUGAUGGGGUAUUAGUGCCGUUAGAGCAGAAGCAGGAAAAACUUGCUGUGGAAGCAAAAGUUGCAGAGUGGAAAUCAAAAAAAGAGGCCAUUCUCAGGGGAGAGAGUUCCAAAGCUGAAGACGGGGAAGAGGAAGACAUUUACUUUGUUAAUGAAGAAUCUGAUGAUGAAGAAAAAGCUUUACCGAAGAAGGUAGAGGAGAAACCCCAACAUUUCAUUGCGCAUGUCCCGGUACCUUCACAGAAAGAGAUUGAGGAAGCAUUGGUACACCGUAAAAAGAUGGAGUUGUUGCAGCAAUAUGCAAGUGAAAGUUUACAGGCAGAAGCAUCUGAGGCAAAAACAUUACUAGGAUUAUGACCACUAUGCGUGUUCUUUAACAGAGACAUAUAUUCAUACCUGUAGCUGGCUCCUGAUCAAAUUCAGCUGGAUCAGCACCACACUGCUUCUAGGGGGAGGUAACUGGUAGUGCUUUGAGGCAAGAAAGGACCAUCAAUGAGGUUGUCUUCCAGUUCAGCAUUCUGCAGCUUUGGCCAAGGUUUGGAACUCGCACGCAGGUCAGUCUCAGUGAGGACAUUUGGGGAACCGACUUAUCAUACUUUGCUUCCAGUUAUUUGCGGAGCUGUGAUGUGCUAGUUUUGUUGGCAUCAGUGUAAAUUCAUUCGUUUUUGUGUCAAUUGGAGGGAAAAUCUUGAAGGAAUGAGACACUGUGAUGAACAUUUGUUGUCAGCUGCAGACUGCAUGGCGAAUCUACUCUCCAUCGCCUUCUAUUAUCAGAACUUACACUUGGCUUUUGUUUUAUCAACAUCCUAAGAAGGCCUACUCUGGUGAAU
Messenger RNA from Liolophura sinensis, 1452 nucleotides. Its product is annotated as pre-mRNA-splicing factor ISY1 homolog. NCBI's taxonomy places the organism in Eukaryota, Metazoa, Mollusca, Polyplacophora, Chitonida, Chitonidae. Gene Ontology annotation, biological process: generation of catalytic spliceosome for second transesterification step. The transcript is spliced from 11 exons. Bases 131 to 979 code for a protein of 282 amino acids. The record is from RefSeq and is a predicted model, not a curated record.